Schizosaccharomyces osmophilus is the source of this 2097-nucleotide messenger RNA. RefSeq names its product DNA repair protein Fan1 (gene fan1). Lineage: Eukaryota; Fungi; Ascomycota; Schizosaccharomycetes; Schizosaccharomycetales; Schizosaccharomycetaceae. The coding region runs from base 1 to 2097 and encodes 698 amino acids. Gene Ontology annotation, biological process: interstrand cross-link repair. The record is from RefSeq and is a predicted model, not a curated record. Gene Ontology annotation, molecular function: 5'-flap endonuclease activity; flap-structured DNA binding; 5'-3' exonuclease activity. Gene Ontology annotation, cellular component: nucleus. The transcript has a single exon.
AUGAAGCGCUAUUUUCAGGAGGCAUUAGGAGAUGAAUUUUCAAGCGGUGAAUACCCAGCUAAUGAAAAUCAAUAUUAUCCUAAAGACUCUAUGAGUUUGGCAAUUGAUCGUCCAAAAAAACAAUUCAAGGCCAGCUCAACUGAAAGCUCAAUGUACUUGUUGGGGUUCAAACAAAUACUUUCUACAGUUCUCGGCCAUGAGUCUCACCUCUUAGCUCAAGAAGAGCUAUCCGUAAUUGAUAAAUUCAAGAUUCUGUCAUGCGACGAGCAAUAUCUCUUUGUUCGUCUUUUCAUGAGAAAGCGCGAUAAAUGGUUUCGAGUUGCACAGCUCAAUUAUCCAGAUUGCCAGAAUAUAGCAGAAUCUUGUGCAGGUCUUAGAAAAUCGGGGUUUUUUGUUGAUGACAAUUCAAUAAGCAUUGAGGAAUUAUUGGAAAUCAUGACUUCAGAGGAGCUGCGAACGGUAGCUCGUUCCAGUAAAAUAAAAGGAAAGUCGAGGAAAGAAGUCAUUGACUCAAUUAUCUGUUUGUCGAGAAAACAAUCUGUGCUCCAUACUGAUGGUCAAUUGUUUCUUUCCUUCAAUGGAAUAGGAAACUUGAAUAAUCAGACGAAGCAGCUCAAAAAGCAGAUUUUAUAUUACAGCGGAUCAUGUGUAAAACCGGAAAAGAGUGUCGUUGAGCUUUUCCAUCGGAUACACGUAGUAUACUUUCGUUCCACGAUGUAUGAUGAACAUUCUCUAACUUCUUUGAUCCUAGUUCGAAUUAACAAAACGGUAUAUCCGAGUUAUCAAAUAUCUCGAACCUCAAAUGUCUUCGAAUCUAGGUCAGUUUUGAUGGAAUAUGUAGAUGCGCUAGAGCUUUGUAAAAAAGUUUUACCAUUAUUUGAAGGUCCUAUGUUGUCAAACGAAGAAGCUUUUGGAACUGCCCUUGAUCUUUUUUUUAAUAUUUACCCAAAAUGGCUGUCUUACAUCAAUUGUGAUAUGCUAAAGUUUGCAAAUGCUUUUGAGGAAGAUAAGCAACAUUUGUACAGCUUUAUUUUUUCUUAUCGUCCAGGGGCUGUUUAUACUUAUUUAAUUCAUAAAGGUACAAACAUUUUAGGAAAACUACGUUUAGUUGAUCUUGAAAUCGAAGUCCUUGAUACUCUACUUGCUCAAAACAUGUACUUAAUUGGUAAAAGGGGGUUUUGGUACAAUAGGAAAGCACUUUUGGAAGGAAAUUACAGAACUACAGAAGUAAGUAUGCUACGCACUUGGCGACAUCGAGCUCUCUGUACCUGUACACAUGGCGUUGAGGACAAAAAUACGCACAUGAAAUAUCAGUUUGUUCUUCAGAGAAGACUUUCGCGACUCGAAAAAGUAUUAAUGGUACCCGAAAAGGAUAGGCGUGAUUUUUCUUAUAACUUUCAAAACAAACCUUCAAAUAUUACAAUAUAUGGUAAAAGAAAGGACUUGAAGGAUAAAAGUCAACAAAGAACGCUUUGGCUUACUUCAAAGGGAGAUGUACUGACAGUCGAACAGUUUGCUGCCGAGUACUAUACAUCUCUUGGUUGGUCUACUGUUCACUCUGAAAGCGGAAUUUUCCUGACUUUGUUUGCUUUGGUUUUUUGGGAUAUUAUUUUUAUGGACAUUCCUGGUGUUUUCCAAUCCGCGUUUCAGUCAGCACCUUUGGAUUUAUCCACGGAUUUGUUUUUUUCGGCACGGGAAUUCGCAAUUCGUGAAAGACUUGCAGAAGUUGAAUGCGGCUACACUGGACAAUAUGUCAAGGAUGUUUAUACUCGUGAGUCGGAAAGUCAGCCAGUAUGCAUAGGGUUGCAAUGGGUUUAUUCGCUUGAGAUGCUGCUUUCUGUAACACACUGUAUACCUGGUAAAGGCCUAGCUUCUAUCUUCCAUGCCAUGGCCCAAGACUAUAAAAAUGCUUCCAGUGGUAUGCCAGAUUUAUGCCUUUGGAAUUCUAAUACAAAAAAUUUUCUACUAUCGGAAGUCAAGAGUGAUAACGACAGAUUGUCCGAGCCCCAAAAGUUUUGGAUUGAUUUAUUGUUGAGUGCAAGCUUACCCGUAGAAGUAUGUCAUGUGCUCACAGAUACAGACAAAAUUUCUUUGUAA